CUAACCGCAUAGUGACAACUCGGUGGGGGACCUCAGUCUCUCUCUGGGCGCCUGGACGUUGACACAUGCGUGAGAGUGCAUGCUGUCCUCUCUCUUAGUGACGCGCCCUCUUAGAGCAGCGUGUGAAUUGCUAGUCUUUCCGGAGUGUACAUUCCGACGUGCAAGCGUAUGUGAUGGCGUGUUUAAUGCAGAGCUGAGGGACGAGUACGUCUUUGGCUGAAAUAUUUACUAGCUUACGCCAGCAAAUUUCUGGUAAGCAAUGAAGAUAAGCCGGAGUGGUGCUUCAGAGUCUUUGGUUACACACAAGUGAGCAGUAUAGCUGGCGAGGAUGAACCAUCCCUGGGAGGAGAUUCCCUUACGUCCAGACCAACAAAUGAAAUUCUCCACACCCGCCGCCCGAAGCCAGGAUGACCUGCAAUGGAAGGACGUGUGGUACCGUCUGGAGGAAGGUCGGGGCAGCAUCAACUUAGCAAGCUUCGAGGAGCGCAUCACCAGGACCCCAAACAAUGCUCAGGCGAUCCCACAAGCCCUCAGUUUGCUAAGGAAGGCAGACACUCAGCAGAAGGGCUACGUCACGUAUGCUGAAUUUAGAGACUUCUACAACAAACGUCUGCAAGAGAACUCAUGGGAGCGAGGAGUGCUCACGAGGGUGGCCCUCGACGUCCAGGAUUUUAGCCCGUCACCCGAGGAGGAGCCAGUUUACAACACGUGGGUAGACCUGGUCAACUACGUGCACAUCACCCCAUCUCCAUUGGACUUUCAGUGGCACUGGAUCGUGCCUACCGAUUACGAUCGCUCGCGACUCCCUCAUUCCUGCUUCUACAGAAGUGAGCUAGUUAGUCCACAGAGGCUGCGAGAGUGGCUUCUGACGACAAAGGCGGCGGACAACCUCCCCAACCAAGCAGUCAUCAAGCUGCUGGAGAAGUGCCAAAGUAUCCUGACAGAUGCAGACGCCAAUCAAGACGGCUACAUCGAGUAUAAGGAAUUCCUGCGUUUUGUAAGCAUCAAGACGUCUGGGUACCGUGGUAGCGCGGUACUGCGCCGGGGUGUUCUUGGGGUACUUCCCAGAGGUGAACGUACUUUGGAGACGAGAAGGUACAUUGAAGAGUACUCAUGCUGGCCCCCACCUCUCUUCAUGUUGCUCAUCACCAUAGCUGAGAUCAUUACCUUCAUUAUCUACGUGGUGGACAUGCAGGAGCCCAUAGAGGGUAACGGACCCUGCCCCACCUACUCUCCACUGGUGUUCAAUCCACGAAGACGGUACGAAGCCUGGCGCUACAUCUCAUACGCUCUCAUACAUUCAGGGUGGGUGCACCUGGUGAACAACCUGCUGGUGCAGAUGGUGCUGGGGGUACUGCUGGAGAUGGUGCACACUUGGCGUGUUGUUGUCAUUUACGACGGUGUAACAGCAGGCUCGCUCGCCCACUCCCUUUACACUCCAUCAUUCUUCCUGGUCGGGGCCUCCGGGGGUGUUUACGCCGUCGAAUACGCACAUCUCGGGAACCUCUUAAUGAACUGGUCAGAAAUGGAGCUCCCAUGGGUUCAACUGAUUGUGAUUCUGUUUAUCAUGUCCCUUGACCGGGGCUACGCCGUCUGGGACACGUUAACGAAUCCUAAUACCGCUACUGGCCACAUGGCCCAUCUGGCGGGGGCCAUGACUGGACUCCUGAUAGGCGUGGUGAUGCUGAGGAACCUGCGAAAGGAGAACUGGGAAAGAUACUGCUGGUGGACUUCUCUUCUGCUCUUCAUCGUCCUUGUUACAUGCGGGGUACUCCUAAACAUCUUUCUCCCAAUCCCAGAAUACUUCCCAGAAAACGAUUGGUCUACCAUAUCUCAGAACCGAGAGGAAUGGAUGAGGGAGCACGGCUGAUCUUCCUCGCCCCCUUAUUUUUUAAGUAAAUCGAAAUAUUUCUUCACCUUGGAGGACCACUGGUUAUCGUUCAGCAAAGCCGAGUUGAGUGCUUGCAUUAAUUUGAGUAAUGAUCAUAGGGAAAGUGCAGCUCAAUAUUACCAUAAAUAUAUCGCUAAACAACUGCGCUUCCGCAUUUCUAAAUCCCAGAUAUGAGAAGAAUGCA
Cherax quadricarinatus is the source of this 2075-nucleotide messenger RNA. Its product is annotated as inactive rhomboid-related protein 2-like. Gene Ontology annotation, cellular component: membrane. Gene Ontology annotation, molecular function: calcium ion binding; serine-type endopeptidase activity. The record is from RefSeq and is a predicted model, not a curated record. Lineage: Eukaryota; Metazoa; Arthropoda; Malacostraca; Decapoda; Parastacidae.